GAGAGGAGAGGAGAGGAGAGGAGGAGAGUCGCUGCAGCAGCUUCAGUACCAGCCAGUGCUUCUCCCGGAUUCACUCCUCGGAGGAGGCUGCUCCAGCCUUUCGUCUCGGGGGGGGGGAGAACGAACAAAACAAAACAAAAAAAAGCUAGGAGGAAUCUUGCUGUUCAUUUUUCUUCUUUCGACCGGCCAAGCGGGAUUGUGGUGAUUGUUUUUGAGAGGAUUUAACGCGAGCAAAAAAAAAAAAAAUGUACCCACGACGGGAGGGCAGCGACGGGCUGCUUCUACUGGCGCUCCUGGCAGGACUGCAGAUUGCGGCAGAAUGCGGGGUCGUCCGACCAUGCAGGCCCGGCUUCUCUGAAGACGUAUACGAGGUCGGCCUGCCAGAUAUAAACGAGAGGGGAGAACCCCUUUUCACUGUGAGUUUUGUCGACUGCGGCCGAGGGGGCCUGGUGCGCUUCGAAUGCAACAACCCGGAGGACUUCCGGAUAGAAGCUGAUGGGGUGGUCUAUGCUGCCAGGGACCUGGAACUCUCUGGAUUGCAAACAUCCUCGCUGCUGAUCAAGGCCAUUGACGACACUACUCAGCAGCAAUGGAUAACCCUUGUCCGAUUGACACUUUCCAACCAGCAGGUCAUGGAACCCGCCUCUGAUCUCGCCACGUCCAAGGGUUUGAAGGAAAUAGCGUUUCCGUCACGAAACUUGGACAGCCAGCUGAAACGGAUGAAGAGAGACUGGGUCAUUCCCCCAAUCAAUGUCCCAGAAAAUUCGCGAGGUCCAUUUCCACAGGAGCUUGUUCGGAUCCGCUCGGACCACGACAAGAACCGAUCUCUGAGAUACAGCGUGACAGGCCCCGGCGCUGACCAACCUCCCACUGGAAUCUUCCUCAUCGACCCGAUCUCUGGAGAACUCUCGGUUAACAAGCCGCUGGAUCGAGAGCACAUUUCCAACUUCCAUCUGAGAGCUCACGCAGUGGACCUGAACGGCAACCAAGUAGAAAACCCCAUCGACAUUGUGAUCAACGUGAUCGACUUGAACGACAACAGGCCCGAAUUCAACCACCCCAUCUGGAACGGUACCGUCCCCGAGGGCUCCAAGCCAGGCACAUUUGUCAUGACGGUAACAGCGGUUGACAAAGACGAUCCCAGAACUGCUAAUGGGAUGAUCCGCUACAAGAUCUUGUCUCAGAACCCUGACAGUCCCACCUCCAACAUGUUCACCAUCAAUAAUAAAACUGGUGGCAUCAUUACCGUGGCAGCGGGCUUGGACAGAGAGAAAGUGCCUCAGUACACGCUGAUCAUCCAGGCAACCGACACCGAGGGCAACCCGAUGUACGGCCUCUCCAACACGGCCACCGCCGUUAUUAGAGUUACUGACAUCAAUGACAACCCGCCAGAGUUCACAGCUGAGACGUUUUUCGGCGAGGUGCACGAAAACCGUGUGAACGUGAUCGUGGCCAAUCUGACGGUGACAGACAAGGACCAACCCAACACUCAGGCCUGGAACGCCGUCUACAAAAUCAUUGGGGGUGACCCCACCGGCAGGUUCUCCGUGCCCACUGAUCCCACCAAUAACGAGGGCCUGGUAACGGUUGUCAAGCCUAUUGACUAUGAAAUGAGCAGGGCGUACGUACUGACGGUGGAAGCGAGGAACGAGGUGCCCCUCGCCAGAGGCAUCCACUCCCCCCGGCAGUCCACGGCGACCGUUUCCAUACGAGUGCUGGACGUCAACGAGAGCCCCUACUUCGAUCCCAACCCCAAGCUCAUUAAACUGGAAGAGGGAAUGUCACCCGAGUACAUGCUGACCACCUUCACGGCGCAGGACCCUGAUCGCUACAUGCAGCAAAGUAUCCGCUACACCAAACUGUCCGAUCCGGCCAACUGGCUGAGAAUUGAUCCCAACAAUGGGAGAAUCACAACAAUUGCCGUUAUGGACAGAGAAUCCCCAUAUGUAAAGAACAGCUUGUACAAUGCCACUUUCCUGGCCACUGACAACGGCAACCCUUCAGCAAGUGGCACAGGCACUCUGCAGAUCUACCUGCUGGACAUCAACGACAACGCCCCGACGGUGUUCCCCCAGGAAGUAGAAAUAUGUGAGAAGCCCGAGCCCAACGCCAUCAACAUCACAGCGAUCGAUGGCGACUCGAUGCCCAACGCCGGGCCCUUUGCCUUUGAGUUGCCAAGCAUGCCUGUCGAUAUCGAGAGGAACUGGACAAUCACCAGGAUCAGUGGCGACUACGCUCAGCUGCGCCUCAAGAUCGGUUUCAUCGAGAGCGGCAUUUACGACCUGCCCAUCAUCAUCACGGACUCUGGAAACCUGCCCCAGAUCAACACCUCCAACCUGAGGGUCAAAGUGUGCCAGUGCGACAUCAACGGCGACUGCACUGACCAGCAGCACAUCAUGGCCGCCGGCCUUGGCACGGGCGCCAUCAUCUCCAUCCUGCUGUGCAUCAUCAUCCUCCUCAUUCUGGUGCUGCUUUUCGUGGUUUGGAUGAAGCGCCGCGACAAAGAACGCCAGGCUAAGCAGCUUCUCAUCGAUCCCGAGGAUGACGUGCGAGACAACAUUCUCAAGUAUGAUGAGGAAGGCGGCGGCGAAGAGGAUCAGGAUUACGAUCUGAGUCAGCUCCAGCAGCCGGACACGCUGGAACCCGAGGCCAUCAAGCCCGUUGGGAUCAGACGCCUCGAUGAGAGACCCCUCCACCCCGAGCCACAGUACCCCAUGAGAUCUGCCGCCCCCCACCCCGGAGACAUUGGUGACUUCAUCAAUGAGGGUCUGAAGGCCGCAGACAACGACCCCACCGCGCCCCCCUACGACUCGCUGCUGGUGUUCGACUACGAGGGCAGCGGCUCCACCGCCGGCUCCCUGAGCUCGCUCAACUCGUCCAGCAGCGGAGGCGACCAGGACUACGAUUACCUCAACGACUGGGGGCCUCGCUUCAAAAAAUUGGCGGACAUGUACGGCGGAAGCGAUGACUAAGACACGAGCAUACAAGAAGAAGAAGAAGACGACGAAAUGAAGGAGAUUCCUUGUGGAUGGACAUUAGACGUGACGGAACUGUGAGAGAGAAAAAAAAAAAAAAAAAAGGAUGCAGAGAUUUUUUUUUUUUUUUUUUCCCCCACACACACACAAAAAAAACAAAAAACAAACACAAAAAAAAAAUCCAAGCAACCAACUCGGCUUAUUGUUGUAGUCUCCGCGUACAUAAUGCUUGUCGACGGCACCGGUGGACGCUCGCUCCGCUCACACCAUUCAAGACCGUUGCGGGAAUUGAAUGCGCUCAGUUACACUUGAACUUCACAGUACAGAAGCACUGGGAUAUAAUGUGCCUUUUUGUACAUUUCUUUUGGAUGGAAAUGAUUAGUUUUAUGUUCAAGGCUUUAAUGGUACUGACUUUUAUUUUUAUUUUAUUUUUUGGGAGGGCGGGGGUGGGAGGGGGGGGGGUGAUUUCAAAGCCAAGUAUGUGACAUUCUGGUCAGCUUCGGUCACCCGUUUCUUCUUUUCUCUCUUUCUUUCCAUUUGUUUGUGAAAGUUUAUUUAAUGAAGAAUCACGGAAAGAACAAGGAAGAGCAGAACUGUUCAGCUGGUCGCACCUAAAGGGAGUUACGAAUCACACUUUUGUAGCAAAUUAUUUUAUUUUCUUUCAUUAUUUUUUUCCUGGAGUGAUGUAGUACAGUAUUUGACAAAAAAAAAAAAAAAAAAAGAAAAAAAAAUGGUCUGAUCAAUGUUCACUUCAUUUGCCUUAGUCAGCAUUGGAUAUUUUGGACUUUUACUUCACUGUAAAAAGAUGUGUGUACAUAAUGUUUUGUUUUCUUUUUAUCUUUUCUUUGGGUGUAGUAUAUGAACAAGUGCAAAAAGUUCCAAAACCUGUAAAUGUUUCAUUUGGACAUCCAAAAUCAAACAUUUUUUGCAUGUUUUUAUCUUUUCAUGACGACAAAACGCAAGGAGGAAAGCUGUUCCCCAAAUUUAUUUACGAGAUGGCGGGGGUGGGGGGGGAGAAAUAAUAAUUGGGUGACAGUCUCUGGAAGAAGUUGGGAGAUUUUGUACAACAUAAUUUGAAAGGACAAAAAAAAAAAGAAAAUUGAAAACUUGUCGUCUCGUCAGCACAACUGUUGAAUUUGUACCCCAAAAAAAAAAAAAAAAAAGUGUGGGUGAGGGGGUGUGACAUGCAAGGCACUGAUUAUUAAAGCUGAGCUUUAAUAGUGGAAAACAUUUUGGACUUGAGCUGUGUGAAAAAGCAUUUUGUUCUGCUCAACUAAUUAUCUCUCUUACCCAAACUAUUCAAAUAAAAGUCCAGUUUUGGAGCUAA
This is a messenger RNA of Syngnathoides biaculeatus (alligator pipefish), 4302 nucleotides long. RefSeq names its product cadherin 2, type 1, N-cadherin (neuronal) (gene cdh2). The record is from RefSeq and is a predicted model, not a curated record. The transcript has 16 exons. NCBI's taxonomy places the organism in Eukaryota, Metazoa, Chordata, Actinopteri, Syngnathiformes, Syngnathidae. Gene Ontology annotation, cellular component: lamellipodium; intercalated disc; presynaptic active zone membrane. Bases 246 to 2972 code for a protein of 908 amino acids. Gene Ontology annotation, biological process: homophilic cell-cell adhesion; synapse assembly; multicellular organism development. Gene Ontology annotation, molecular function: cadherin binding; calcium ion binding.